GUCGAAAAGAGGUUGGAGUUUGAGCGCAGGGCGAACCUUUGUCUGGAGUGGAGCAGGCUGACGGACCUCGAGUCGCUGUUCGUUGACCUGAGGGGUAUUGCGCAUUCCGAAGGUUGGCGUCGGAAGCCUUAUGUGCUCUAUGAGCAUGUGGUCGACUUGGCUUCCUCUCUGCAGGGGAAGGGGUUGAAAAUCUUGGUGAUCGCUGGCUUGAGGUCUGAGGGGCGGUAUCCCGGGCCUGAGCCAGCAACAAUCAUCGAGAUUGACGAAGGUGAGUGGGAUCCAGCCACGAAACUGUGGCGGGUAACAAGAGGUAAUAAAAUCAACUGGUGGAGGUUGUUUCGCGGUGCGGUCCGGCCCGGCGGACGGCUUAUCCUUGUAGACAAGCGACAAGGCGAUGGCUCAUUGACAUGGAGCUACCCCAUUAUCCUACCUACCCUCCUUCCCUAUCAGCUAAGUUGUCCAACGGCAAUGGCAUCCGGCCGCCGAAACAGCAACACUGAUGCUGGCAGGGCUGUGCCGACCAUCCUCGAAUGGUUCGCUUCUCCAGCCUCACCGCGACACAGACACACAAGAGACCGGCCUCACCGUCACCAGCCCCGAGAUUCCGAGCAUCCGGUUCGAGAGCAUGCCCCCGACGGCACCACAAGGACAGCCCCACGCCGCACCGCAGCCUCCAUGAGAGUGAUAAUCAAGGUCAAGCCCCUGGAUGACGGGCUCCUCGACCUCACCCUCCUUGUUAAAUAUGGCUGCUCCAUAUCCAACCUCGAGCCUUAUCUCAGGCAAAACCAUCGUAUUCGAAAUCGGCCCUUACCCGAGCAUGCAUCCUUCCAGCUCUAUGGCCCAGAUUGUCGAGAAUUAACACUUGACGAGAGAAUCAACAGCGACAUGUCGACAAUAUGGUACCGCGUGUCCAAGUCUAAAGACAAGGCCGACAACUGGAGGUUCUCUAAAUGGCCGGACCUGACUGAUGCACCCCUGAAGCCCUCGCUGACAAGUGCCUUGCUCGAAGCCAUCAACGCUGGAGCCACCGUUGGGGAGCUAAGGCAGAGGAUCGCAGAGCAUAUGGGAAUCAAAGAUGCAAACAGAAUCGUUCUUGUCGCCAGAGACGGUGUGCGGCGCGGCUCGCUGCACGGAAACUGCUGGCAGGUACGCCAGGUCAAGAACUGGCUCUGCCGUUGGCUCAGCAUCGACAUCAACCCGGAGAAAGGCUAUGUCGUCCUCCGGGGAUUGGGGAGGGAAUACCUCUACCACCCCAAAGCCGAGAGCGUCUCGGCCGACAUGGCUGUGGAAGGCCUCCAGGAGUACUUUGAGACCCGGAUUCUGCAAGCUGUAUGUCGGCAUGGGAGGAGCAAGCCGAGGGCACCGUGUGGACUCCGACUCUGUCUCGAUGGCAAAGCCUUGAGCCGCUCCGCUCCCGUAGUUUUGGGCGCCACCUACGACUUUGAGCUUUCGGACGACGCAGCCGACACCUUUUCGGAUGAAGAGUCGUGGCUGUUGCUCCCAACAAAGACGUGCAGUGCUUGCAUUGAGGACAAGAAAGUCACCGAGAUGCCUAUCAGAGUCACGAGACGCUGUAAGCAUGAACCGACAAUAUGCAAGGAGUGCUUGCAGCAAUGGUUAGAGUCAGGCGUUGCCGACGGCGCUUGGGAAACAGGGCUCAAAUGUCCCGACUGCUCUGAGCUUCUUGAGCACCGGGACGUGAAGCGGUACGCAUCAAAGGAGGUUUUUGAGCGAUACGACAACUGGCUGCUGCGCGCCGCCCUCAAGAACUUUCCAAACUUCCACUUCUGUCUGUCCCCGGGAUGCAAGUCCGGCCAAAUCCACCAUCCCCGGUCUCCAUGCCCAGAGCUCAGGUGCAUCGCCUGCAACGCCCGCCAGUGCGUGGAGCACAAUAUCCCCUGGCACAGCGGGGAGACCUGCGAGCAAUUCGACCGCCGAAAUCGCCAGCGAAAAAGGGACGAGAAGGCUUCAGAGGAAGAAAUCAAGAAAACGACCAAGACAUGCCCAAAGUGCCACAAGGCGGUCCAUAAAUACACCGGAUGCAAUCAUAUUACCUGUGUAUGCGGUCAUGAAUGGUGUUAUAUCUGCCUAGCCCCGUACGAGCGCAACCGACACGACUUCCUUUUCUGCCGGCACACGCCCGAGUGCACCGAG
Messenger RNA from Canariomyces notabilis, 2154 nucleotides. RefSeq lists its product as uncharacterized. The annotation marks the transcript as partial. Lineage: Eukaryota; Fungi; Ascomycota; Sordariomycetes; Sordariales; Chaetomiaceae. Gene Ontology annotation, molecular function: zinc ion binding; ubiquitin conjugating enzyme binding; ubiquitin protein ligase activity. Gene Ontology annotation, biological process: ubiquitin-dependent protein catabolic process; positive regulation of proteasomal ubiquitin-dependent protein catabolic process; protein polyubiquitination. Gene Ontology annotation, cellular component: cytoplasm; ubiquitin ligase complex. The record is from RefSeq and is a predicted model, not a curated record. The transcript has 4 exons.